Messenger RNA from Phycodurus eques (leafy seadragon), 4450 nucleotides. RefSeq names its product involucrin-like. The record is from RefSeq and is a predicted model, not a curated record. Bases 760 to 2655 code for a protein of 631 amino acids. Lineage: Eukaryota; Metazoa; Chordata; Actinopteri; Syngnathiformes; Syngnathidae. Gene Ontology annotation, molecular function: protein binding. The transcript has 5 exons.
UGGAUGAGUCAGAAGUUCUUUCAUCAGACAAAGUUGGAAUCAUCCCUCCGCCUCAUCUUGUAGAGUCAGAUUCGAAUGAAUCUCAGAAUCCAUGUACCAGUUCUUCCCAGCUAAAUGGCAACAGCCAGAAGACAAAAGAGCAGAUGGAAUUGGAUUCCGAUAAACUCCUUGAUCCCAGCUUGGACGGCAGUCGUAAAGAAUACAUUACUAAGCGUGGUGAAAAUCCUUCUUCUGGUGAUGCAAACACCAGAAACAUUAAUGUCUCAAUUGACCAGAAACGAAAGAUGCAAAGAUUUCCAAAUGUAGAGAACAGUGAUGGGUGUCCAUCACUGCAAGAACGUGACGCCGCUUUGAAGCCUACUCUUAAGAGAGGUUGCUCCCCUAUCAGAACCAAAAGUCCCUUUGGUAAGAGAAAGAGAUGUAGUGUAUCCUGCCCAAAAACAGACACAAGUAGUGGUAACGCCACAAAAGAGAGAGAAGGGGGAGACACUGGAUCUCUGUCGAAAGAUUCAGCACCUGACAUGGAGGAAUAUCUACCAGACAGGUCCGCUUCCCUGGAUAAAGUGUCUGUGGAUUUACCUUGCGUACCUGCUGUUUGUAAAAAAGAGGAUGGAUCAAGAAUUUACAACAAAAAACAGUAUUGUUUGUACUGCAAGACAGGGUUUGUAAAAAUAUCGAGACACCUAGAGCGUGCUACAUAGAGACAAGCCAGAGGUGGCAAGGGCUCUCUCCUUUGCAAAACGCUCAAAGGGAAGAAGCAUGUGUUUAGAACGUUUAAGAAACCAGGGCAACUUUACCCACAAUGUUGAAGUUUUAAAUUCUGGCAUUGGAACUCCCGUGCCUCGCAAACGACCAAAAGACAAAUCUCAAGUCCAUAAUUUUUUACACUGUACAUUUUGUCAAGGCUUUUUUUUAAAACAUGCUCUUUGGAAGCACAUGAAGUUCUGCAAAUUCAAACCGAGUAAUCCGCCAAAUUCUGGCAAAAUGCGCAUUCAGGCUCUUUGUGGAUUUACUGCACCUCCACCACCUGGAGUUAAGGAACAGCUUUGGAAACUGAUAAACAGGAUGAUUAUGGAUGAUGUUUAUGAAGCUGUAAAGUCUGAUCCCUGGAUCAUGGAGUAUGGCCAACAUUUGUACAACAGGCAUGGGCAUGAUGCCACCAAACACGAGUACAUCCGGCAACAAAUGAGAGCGUUGGGAAGGCUGCUUGUAUGUUCCAGAAAAAACACUCCAAUGAAAACAAUAAAAGAUCAUAUGCGACCGUCAAAUUUCAUGCGUGUUGUCCAGGCUGCGAAGGACACUGCAGGUUACAAUUGUGAAACGCAUACAUACAAAAGCCCAAGUUUGGCGCUCAAAAUUGGAUACAGCUUGGAAAGGAUUUCAAAGUUGGUUGAAAGUCAUGCGAAUGUCCGACGCAACGACAGUACUUUAAAAGAUGCGAAGACGUUCCGCACAGUGUAUAAAACCAGGUGGAACAAAAUGAUAUCAUCUGCAUCACUCAAAACAUUGAAGGCGUCCAAGUGGAAUGCUCCUCAGUUACUUCCCUUCACUGAAGAUGUGCAGACUCUCCAUUCAUUUUUAGAUACUCAGCAACAAGAUCUUUUCAGAAAACUAUCCCCGGAAUCCUCCCCCAUGACAUAUGCAGAACUGACAAAGGUCAUUUUGACCCAAAUCAUUUUGUUCAACAGACCAAGAGCUGGAGAAGUCUCAAAAAUUCCACUUUCUGCCUAUUUGUCUUCCACGCAAUCAGACCCUCAGGAGGAUGUGAACUUUGCACUGUCAGAUCUGGAGAAGAGACUCUUUCAGCAUUUCUGGAGAAUAGAAAUAAGAGGUAAAGCGGACAGAAAGGUUCCUGUACUUUUGACCCCAGUGAUGCACCAGACAUUGGACCUCCUUGUCCGAAAAAGGAAGGAAUGUGGGAUUUUACCAGAAAACACUUACCUAUUUGCGAGACCAUCCAGUUUGAUUUGCUACCGUGGAUCUGACACUCUUCGUAAUUUCGCCAAAGUCUGUGGAGCAAAGAGGCCAGAAAGUCUGAGCUCAAAAAAAUUACACAAACAAAUGGGAGCCUUGUCACAGGUCCUUAAUCUCACUAAUACCGAGCUGGAUCAACUCGCUAAUUUUCUGGGACAUGAUGUAACCUUGCAACAAGAGUUUUACCGACUUCCUGAGGGCAUACUCCAGCUAGCGAAAAUUAGCAAAGUCCUCAUGGCUCGAGAACAAGGACGUCUGGCUCAAUUCAAGGGCAGGUCUCUCGAUGACGUCAACAUUGAUCCUGCGGAGGAUGUGCAUAUAUACAGCGACCAGGAUCGAGACCCAGAGGAACCAGGUGACGCUGAGCCGGCCUAUGAGUCAGACUCACUGGUGAAUCCGGUCACAACAAGGCGCUCUGUGUCACUUCCAAAUUCCAAGAAUCAUCACAAACCUCUAAGGAUAAAAGUGCGACAGCAUUGCAAGAGAAAGAAAUGGGAGAAAGAAGAAGUAGAUGCCGUUGAAAGGCAUUUGAUGUCGUUCAUCACAUCAAGCCAACUUCCAGGAAAACGCGACUGCGACAAGUGCCUUAUGUUGGAGAAGACGGCCCUGAGCAGUAGAACCUGGCUGUCCAUUAAAUUUUAUGUUAAGAAUCGUAUCAUGGCUCGUAAGAAGAAAGUUUAAUGCUGUCGAGGCACUUUUAGUUUUUUUGGUUUUGUGUAUUUACACAUGGAAAAAAUGUUGGUGAACCCUUUGUUAAUUAAAGAAAACCACAAUGAGUCAGACAUUGAUUUUAAAUUGUGUUUCAAUAGAAUUAUUUGAAAAACAGGCCCGGAUACAAAAUUAUGGUGUCCUUACUAUUUUGUUACGCAACCUUUUUAGGCAUCACUACAAUCAAACGAUGUCUGUAACUGUCCUGGCUGCUGCAUCAGUCUAUGCAUGCUGCACAUUUAUCUCCAGAAUUCAUUGAAACAGUAGUCUUGAGAUUUCAUUAUACCCUGCACAGAUUGAAGACACCCUGUGCCAGAGCCUCCAUGCCUUGAGAAGAACAUGCUUAGAGAUGAACAGUGUUUUUCUCUUGGCAUGCUUUAUUUUUGUAUCUGUCAACAAGAGUAGAUGUGCCUUUUCAGAACGCUCGAGUCAAAUCUCAACUGUCCAACAGACCAUCUCCCAUGAGCUCUGUGACAUGUCACCAUGCAUUAUGGAAUUGGUCAACUCGUUUUUUUUGUAAUAGUCCGUGUAGAAAAAAUAUACUUGAGCUGUAAGCAGGCCACAUAAUGAGAAUAAUAGGAAUCAAACAAACCUUAAGGCAGCGAUUUUUUUUUUUUUUUUUUAUUUUUUGUGUUUAUUUUUUUAUUUUUUGUGCUAAUCAUGCAGUUUCUGUAAUUUCUCCUGUAUUAUGUGCCUUUUUUUCCUCCCAAAAAUGUCAAAAAUCAAUGAUGCGCAUUAUACAUAGGGGAAAAUGAAAAAAACUUUCCCGUUUUAUAAAUGUAUGCCGCCAUCUAGAGGUUAUGAAAAAGCGGUACACCAUUUCAAUAUGCCUCCGCCACCUCGAGGUUAAGAGAGAGGUGUACACGUUCAUUGUAAUAUGCCAGCGCCACCCAGAGGCUAUGAAAAAUGAUUAGCUUCCACUUUCAUUCCAAUAUGCCAGGGGUACGUAUGACUGCAUAUAUUCAGUUGUGCUCCUAAAUUUACAUACCCUGGCAGAAUUUGUGAAAUUAUUAUUAUUUUUUUUGUACGACCAAUGACUGAGCAUCAACCAUCAUUAAUUUUUUUGAUGGUUAUGUUUUGUUUGAUGAUAAUUUUGGCAAGUUGUAAUGUUGGUUUGACCUGACUGAUUAGAAUACAUGACCUGAACAGAGAAUACUUUUGAAGAUACUCCGUACACAGUACACAAGUAUAUACAGUAAAUAAACAAGUCGACACAUUGCUCCAUCUUGUGAUGGAUCGGUUAUCCGUUUUUUUAAACUUGCUGAUCGGUGAUUGGCCCCAAAACUCCUGAUCGUGUAAAGCCUAGUUGUAAGUAUGCUGGAACAGUGUUAGAACGAUUACAUCAUGGGGUUCCGCUUGCCGUUCACUCUCAAAUGCUCCCACAUUUUUGACAGCUUCUGUCUCUUCUCGCAUUUUUCUUCUUUCCUCGUAAUAAUCUUUCCGCUCCUUCAAUUAUAGUCGUCUUCCACCUCCUUCUUCACUAUACACGGUUGGGCCUUCGAAAAAGCCAUCCGCUUACGCUAACUGAUGAACAGCCUAAGUCCCCACUUUCAGCUGUCAAUUAGUGAAUUUACAAAUGCCCGCCAAGAACAGUGAAAACGCAGAGAAUAUAUUGUAGUCUGCUUUGACGAUGAAAUGGUGACGAGCGUUGGCUUAACAAAAGAUAUUGCUGGAAGCGACCCUGCAGUUGUAUUACAUUAAUUGCCGUUGGAGUUUUGCAUGUUCCGAUUUCUGCGAAGGACUAAAGGUGUGGCUGAAUGUGUUUGGA